This is a messenger RNA of Ctenopharyngodon idella (grass carp), 3645 nucleotides long. RefSeq lists its product as uncharacterized. Gene Ontology annotation, cellular component: cytoplasm. Gene Ontology annotation, molecular function: ethanolamine kinase activity. Lineage: Eukaryota; Metazoa; Chordata; Actinopteri; Cypriniformes; Xenocyprididae. The transcript is spliced from 8 exons. The coding region runs from base 165 to 1223 and encodes 352 amino acids. Gene Ontology annotation, biological process: phosphatidylethanolamine biosynthetic process. The record is from RefSeq and is a predicted model, not a curated record.
CACACAUUUGCUGAGUCACUGAACACAUAGAGGGUCCUGCAUGCCUGACACUCGAUAGACAGCUGAGAUAAGAUCAUUUCUCUGACAAGACCUCAAACAAAGCUUCCUCAGGCCUUCAUUUAACUGAUUUGGAUUAUCUGAGCUGUGAAGCUAUUUAAAAAAGAAUGGAAAUUAAUAGUAGUCCAAAUGAUGGGUGUUACAAGAGAUUACAUUUAGACGUCUGCAUUGAUGAGCGCAGCCCUCGACACGGGGUAUCAGAACUGAUCAAGAAACUGCGGCCAGAGUGGAAACCAGAAGACAUUCAGAUCAAGGCUUUCACUGAGGGCAUCACCAACCAGUUAAUGGGCUGCUAUGUGGGCUCUCUGACAGAAGGUCCUGUUUUACUUGUGAGGGUUUAUGGGCAGAUGACGGAGCUGUUUUUGGACCGAGAUAAAGAAAUGGAGAUGUUCCAGGUGCUGCACAAACACGGCUGUGGCCCAGAACUCUACUGCAGCUUCACCAACGGCAUCUGCUAUGAGUUUGUCAGAGGAGUCGUGCUGGACGACACACUGCUGAGACAGCCGUCUGUUUACAGAUUGAUUGCAACAGAAAUGGGAAAAAUCCAUUCCAUAAAGUCAGGAGAAGUUGGAAACAGUUCAACCGUGACACCAGUUUUGUGGUCUAGAUUGUCCCAGUUCCUGAACCUGGUCCAGAGAUCUGAUGCUGCUAAACAGCAACGGUCCAGUGCCCAUGUGGAGGCACCUAGCCUAAAAAUCAUCAUCAAAGAGAUGGAGGAACUGAAGACUCAUCUUACCCACAUCAACUCCCCAGUAGUACUGUGUCAUAACGACCUCCUGACUAAAAAUGUCAUCUAUAACCAAGAAGAAGGCACAGUAAAAUUCAUUGACUAUGAAUAUGCUGAUUUUAAUUACCAAGCUUAUGAUAUUGGAAACCACUUUAAUGAAUUUGCAGGUAUCAAUAACGUCGACUCCAGCCUGUACCCUAGUCGUGAGCUUCAGUUUGAUUGGCUCACUGCUUAUCUGGAGAGUUUCAAGAGCUGCAGUGGUGUGGAUUCAGCUGUGACCAAGAAAGAGGUCCUGGAACUUUAUGUGCAAGUCUGCAAGUUCUCCUUGGUGGCUCAUCUGUUCUGGUGUCUAUGGGCUCUGCUGCAGGCAAAACAUUCCACUAUUGACUUUGACUUCAAGAGGAACACAAAGAAACCGUUCAUUAAUUUUUUAAAUUAGUAUUCAUCAAGUGCCGGUCAAGCAGGAAAUUACAAUAUAACGAAGACAUGUUGACACCGGCGGAGACGACAGCACUGAAUAAAGCCGCUCGUUUCAGCCUCCUACGGUUCUGCUGCUGCUGCAACAGACACAGUAGUCCAGCGCAGCAGCUACACAUUGUCAUGUUGUAUAAUAAGAAAACAUCUGUAUUGAAAACCCCUCCAUGUUGCUGUUGUUGUUUUUUCAGUAUACCUACCAACACAGCGUCAUUGCCAUAGAAACCAAUGCACAUAUUCCAGAAAACGAAAGAGCUCCACAGGACACACAAAUUGGAUCUGACAUGGUUGUGAUACUCAGUCAAUACUUUAGAUCAGAUUCUAAUUGGGUACAGAAAUAAACAGAUUUGGACAGUGCAUGUGUUGUUUAGUUUGAUGCCUGUUCUUCGAUGUUAACUGGAGUAAUUAGAGACUCGGUUCAAUAAGGUCUAGAACACCUGGAGAAAGAUGCAUUAGGGUCAUUCCUCGUCAAAUCAACCAAAUUUCGGAAACUUAUCAGGCUCAAAUUUUUGAUUUUGUUGAUAUUUUUUUUUUCUGUACAAAGAUAAACAUAAAUAGUGAUGAAAGACAAAAUAUUAAAUGUCACAGAUGUAUAUUUACUGAGUAUUUUGUAGAGGGGGUCAAAAUGACCAUUUUCACCUGAGAUUUGGAGCUGAAUUAGAGGAGUGUAAAAAUUACAUUAUAAAGAUGUCAGCAUCAUUAUUUUAUUUUUACACAGAGAUCGGUAGGUCUAUUAGUGAAAUCUGUUGACUUUAUCAAUCUUUGUUUCAUUAUAUGCCAACAGUGACAGUUUAAAAAUGGCACUUCUUGUAUUUUUUCCUCAAGUUUACAUGCCUGUAAUACAAAGAGUAUUAAAUAUAUCUUAAUAUCCUUCUAGAUUAUCCUUCUUAAUAAACGUUCCUUUUGAAAUCUUAAUUUCCACGGCCCUAUAGUUCAGUCCCAUAGUUAAAGCAGAAAUGUAUCUUGUUUCCUUCUAUCAAUAUAAUUGCAUAUAACACACCUCUGAGUACCAAAAAUCCACUGAAAAUGUUUGAGCCACAUUAACUUGCUCUCAAACAUGUAUUUAUAAGAAUCCAUAUUUGAAUCAGUUUUAGGGAUAUUUGGAAGAUGUGACUUUGGUCAUUUUAACAGCUUCUGAAGAUACCUAGAGUUCAAAUACACAGUAUCAAAACGAUAUCUAUGAGACUGAACCAUCGAGGGCCUUAAAAAUGAAGAUUACAGAAGAAAAGUUUAAUAAGAACAAGAAUCUAAAAUGACAUUAAGAUAUCUUUAACACUUCUUGAAUUAAAGACCUGUAAACUUCAGGAAAAUGUUUGUUUGGCCCUCACACAGGUGUGUUGAAUUCAGAGGAUUCAUUUCUAGUUUCAGUAUUAUUUGUUCUUCAGACAUUCUUCUUUAAACACAAUGACUAUCAGCUGUUUAAAAAGUUACCAACAUUUUGUUCUUGACCAUUGAAAAUGAGUAAAAUUCAACCAUUUGAACGUGGAGUCACAUUGGGGUCCCAAUAUCAAUGGGAAUGAAAUAUAUAGGGCCUUAAAAUAUAAAGAUUUCAAAAGGAAAGUUUAUUAAGAAUGAGAAAGAAAGUAUCAGCUGUAUAGAAACUGACCCACAUUUGGUUUCUGACCACUGAAAAUGUGUACAAUUCACCAGUUUACUCAUGGAACCGUAUUGAGAUCUUCAUAUCUCUGGGAUUGAACCAUUGAGGGCCUUUAAAAUACAGGCAUGCAAACUUGAGGAAAAACACAAGAAGUGCUUUUUUCCAUUUUUGAACUGUCACCAUUGGCAUAUAAUGAAACACAGAUUGAUAAAGUCAUUAGAUUUUACUAAUAGAUCUACCAAUCUCUCUGUGAAAAUAAAAUAUUGAUGCUGCCAUCUUUAUGAAGUCAUUUUUACACCCCAGUAAAUUGGCUCCAAAUUGUAAUUUUCACCCUCCUCUACAAAAUAGUGGAUUACUCAGUAAAUAUUCAUCUGUGACAUUGGCUUUCAUCACUAUUUAUGUUUGUCUUUCUACAGAGAAAAAGAUGAACAAAAUAAAAAAAAUGAGCCAGGGACCUCUGGAUGAGUUUACAGUUGAGUUGCCCAUUAGCAUUUCAUCUCGAUACUGUUAAACAGAUCUACACUGUUAAACACUCAAUUUGGUUUUUGUGUGUUAAAAGUGAAAAAAAAAAAAAAAAAAAAAAAAAUACAGUAACAUAAUACAUAUUUCAAGGUUUCACUUUCUCUUUAGUGAAGUUGCUAUUAUUAGUAAUCAUCAUUGACUAUUGUUGUUCUCAAAAGGUUUUGCUUUUAAGAAACACCUUGAAUUUAUUUGUACAUUUUUCCCUCUUUCAAUCUUUCUCAGGUAUUCCAUGGCUCGAUUCAACUACUACUUUGAGAAAAAGCAAGAG